Nasonia vitripennis (jewel wasp) is the source of this 3091-nucleotide messenger RNA. RefSeq names its product tryptophan--tRNA ligase, mitochondrial (gene TrpRS-m). Gene Ontology annotation, cellular component: mitochondrion; mitochondrial matrix. The coding region runs from base 1824 to 2984 and encodes 386 amino acids. NCBI's taxonomy places the organism in Eukaryota, Metazoa, Arthropoda, Insecta, Hymenoptera, Pteromalidae. Gene Ontology annotation, molecular function: ATP binding; tryptophan-tRNA ligase activity. The record is from RefSeq and is a predicted model, not a curated record. The transcript is spliced from 6 exons. Gene Ontology annotation, biological process: mitochondrial tryptophanyl-tRNA aminoacylation.
AAUUGCCUUUUUUGCGCGAGAGGCUUUUUGCUCGUUCCGUGUAUACUGCGCGAUUGUAAAGUUUUAUUGGUGUAUAAUCGCGGUCAGCUUGAGGAGCUGUAGUAUCGCGUUACCGAUUUGUUUCAGUGAGAAUAGAUAAAUCUGAAGUGAAUGGUUUUUUACGCAUAGAUAUUGCGCGGAAUAAUUUAUUUAGCGCCAAGUGGAAAAAAUAGUUUACUUGUUUUAGCGGCAAUUUCAUUGAAACGGAACGCGACGGAAAAGUUUUUUUGUAUUUAUUGAAAGUAAAAGACCAGUUUAAAAAAUAAACAAAUUUAUUUGAAAGGAAAAACAACGCGUAACAAAUAUACACUUGUAAUCUUUGUACAAGCUCAUGAUAAAAUAUCUAAAAUGCACACUAUUUAAAAAAAAAAACUCGAAUAAAAUAAAUAACUCGAACGAAUAAACAAACUAAUUUUAACGAUAGCAUAUAAAUACACCAUGUUAUUUAAAAGAAGCUUAAUAUAAAAUCUACAAACAACUUUGUUGAUGACAUAAAAAAUAAUAAUAAUUUUAAAAGUCUUCACUCUUGCACCACAGUGUAACGAUUCGCAGCAUCGAGCACGACGCUGAUAUACUUUGUGCUCGGAUGUUCGUGCGAAUAAAACACCUCGGCAUCCAUCUUCAAGGACUCACCGAUGACCCUUUCUUUCAGCUGCAGCGAGUACAUGGGCUCGAGCACCGAGCCGAAAAUGUCGGAUACAACACCGAUCUCGUCAUACUUCUUGUAGCUUCCUUCUUUGUUGUGAUUUCGCAGAAAAAUAGCUGUGCCGACGUCGAGGAUCCGACUUCCUGAUGCCAGCUGAACGACGGCCGUUCCACUCGGCAGAAUCACAGCUUUGACGUAACCGGCCAGGCACUUGUCCGGCUGCGUUUUUUGCGACACCUCGAGAUUUUCCAUCUUGGGCACAAGAGCUGAGAUUAUCGACGAGUCGGUUGAACUGAAUUUCGCGUCGUGCAUGAAAGCGACGUCGGCCAUGGCUUCGUACGUUACGCUGGAGUUGUGCAUCGUGCUGUCGAGAAAAUUGAAUUCAUCGAUUUAUUAUCGGGUUUGACAAGUCAUCGCAUCAAUAAACGUUCUUUGAAUCUGGGAGAAAUUAGUAUACUUACAUAUCGGAGUCGCUGAUUUCGUUGUUGAUUUCGGCGAUUGCUUUACUUGCUACACCAUUUUUCGCUGCAUUCUUGGUCAUAUUAACUGUUUUUACAAUACUCGACAUGCACUCCAUGCUUAGUGCGAUAUUCGGAAAUGUUCACGUCUGAGAUUGAUUUAUUUCGCUCAAAAUCGCGAAUUUCACGACGAGAUGACUAUACUGCGAAGCCUUUAGACAAACUAUAUAGCGCACGACGCGACAAGGAGACUGAGACAAUUUCUCCGUCUCUGAAGGACAAGGCAUACGUUAAAGUCAAAUAUAGAGUAUUUGAACUUGGGUAUUUCGAUGUAAACAAUAUUGCCGACCAGCUAUAUGUAAGUCGAGUUGUGAAUUUUAUCGAGGUUCAAAAAUACCCAUUUCUUAUAUAGUAUCUGCGUAGAAAUGUCUACAGUUCAUUUCGAUGAAUUUUGCUUGCUUGUUUAUAUUAAUUGAUAUUAAUUGAACGAUGUUGAACAAAAUUUUCAAACGGAUGCACGCUAGCAGACGACUCAUAAUUUCGCGCGAAGUUUUAAAUGCCUUAUGCGUUCAUCAUCAGCUGAUUUCUCUAACCUAAAAGCUGAGCAGUAAAACGUGAUGCGUCGCGUUAAAAGGAUUUUAUUUUAGAAGUUCAAGAUUUAUUGUCAUAGUCUGUUCAAAAUGUUCAAAAAACUACUAAUAUCAAGCAAACUAUCUUGGAAUCAAUUGAAAGUGUUUCCUAGCCAAAGCCAAACUCUAGUAUUGAAAAGAACGUACAGCAAAAAGGAGAAACAAAGAAAAUCCUACCCUAGAAGGAUAUUCUCUGGUAUUCAACCUACAGGAAUAGUACACAUAGGCAACUAUUUUGGUGCUAUUCAAAAUUGGAUUAAACUGCAAGACGAUGGUGAAGACGUCAUUUGGAGCAUUGUUGAUAUGCACGCUAUCACUCUACCUCAUGAUCCAAACGAACUUAGGCAAAAUAUUUUAAAGCUCACUGCCACUUUACUAGCUUGUGGUAUUGACCCGGAUAAAAGUAUAUUAUUCCAACAGUCUACAGUACCAAUGCAUGCUGAGUUAAGCUGGAUCUUUGCCUGUCUCGCAACAAUGCCUAAACUUGCUCAUCAGCCUCAAUAUAAAGAGAAGAGUGAAAAAUUAAAAGAUAUUCCCUUAGGAUUAUACAUUUAUCCAAUUUUACAGACUGCUGACAUUUUACUGUACAAAGCAACCCAUGUACCAGUCGGCGAGGAUCAAUUACAACACAUACAAUUGGCAGAGCAUUUAGCACAGAAAUUCAAUUCAACUUAUGGAGAGACCUUUCCCAUGCCUAUUGCAAUUGUAAACAAGGAUACCGGUCGAAUCAAAUCAUUACGAGAUCCUACCCAAAAAAUGUCCAAAUCAUGUUCUGACGUUAAAAGUCGUAUCGACUUAACGGACGAGCCCGACGUACUACUUAACAAAGUCAAAAAAGCUAUAACGGAUUUCACGUCGGAGAUUACUUACGAACCUGAAGUACGACCUGGUGUAGCCAAUUUGUUGAAUAUUCAUUCUAUGAUUACUGGUAAGACGCCGGAAGAGAUUUGUAAAGAAGCUGAAGGAUUAGAUACAGGAAAAUACAAAUUGAUGCUAGCAGAUGUGAUCAUUGAAAAUCUAAAUCCAAUCAGAAAACGGAUAGAACAGUACAUGAACGAACCUCAGUACUUAAAAGAAGUUUUACAGGAAGGUGCUAGAAAGGCAGAACUUACUGCUAUUACUAAUUGGUUAGAAGUUAGGAAUAAAGUUGGCUAUGGAAUCGGUACAUUAUCGAUAAACGCUGACCAAUUACACCUACAUGCGCUCAGAUGAUUUUGAUAAAUUAUAAAUUAAAUAUUUAUUGUAAAUAACUAAAUUCAUUGUACAAAAAGGAUCAUCACAGCAAUGUCUAAUAAAAAACUUUAGAUUACUCAAGUCAA